Messenger RNA from Parnassius mnemosyne (clouded apollo), 522 nucleotides. The record is from the annotation of a GenBank genome assembly. NCBI's taxonomy places the organism in Eukaryota, Metazoa, Arthropoda, Insecta, Lepidoptera, Papilionidae.
AUGUCCAAAUACGAUAGAGCCAUCACAGUUUUUUCACCGGAUGGUCAUCUUUUACAGGUCCAGUACGCGCAGGAAGCUGUUCGUAAAGGGUCACCGGUGGUAGGAGUCCGGGGAGCGAAUGUCGUAGUUUUAGCAACGGAGAAGAGAUCAGUGGAGAAGCUGGAAGAUGAAAGAACUGAAAAGAAGAUUGUUGCCUUAGACGAUCACAUUACGCUUGCCUUUGCUGGACUGAGAGCUGAUGCAAGGGUACUAAUUUCUAGAGCUCAAAUAGAAUGUCAGUCGUACCGCCUCAUCGUGGAAGAUUCGGCAACGGUCGAGUACAUAACACGUUACGUGGCGGAGUUGAAACAGAAAUAUACGCAGAGUAACGGAAGACGACCUUACGGUGUCUCCUGUUUGAUUGGAGGCUUAGAUUGUGACGGAGGCCCGCACCUGUUCCAGACAGAACCCUCUGGAACGCAUUAUGAGUGGAAGGUAGACAAUAUUUACAGAAAUUUUACACUUCACAAUAUUACUUAUUGA